This is a messenger RNA of Malania oleifera, 3067 nucleotides long. RefSeq names its product pentatricopeptide repeat-containing protein At3g48810. Bases 394 to 2397 code for a protein of 667 amino acids. Lineage: Eukaryota; Viridiplantae; Streptophyta; Magnoliopsida; Santalales; Ximeniaceae. Gene Ontology annotation, molecular function: protein binding. The record is from RefSeq and is a predicted model, not a curated record. The transcript has 3 exons.
AUGAACCAACCGUAAUUCUAAACAGGCUCCUUAUUUUGUUGGGCGUUGCAGAUUUGCUCGACACAUAGCGAAGUCUGCGGCUUCUUUCCAGUUUCUACUGCUAAUCCAAACCACCACUAGACAAUCCCCAGGAGACUGAAUUGGGUACAUGACACUGUUACGGGAACAGGUUUGUGUUGCAUGAAUUGGUUUGAUGAGUUUUGACGCCAUUAGGGUUCUGCAAAUUGAGGGUGUCAUUAUUGUUUGAGAGUAAUUCUGUUCUUGUCUAUUUUAAUUGGUUUCAUUGAUACAUACUUAAAUUUUAAUGGGUUUAGGGUUCUUGUACUUAUAAUUUUGAUGGCGUUGCCAAUUACUGAACUACAAUUUCGUUGAGAACUAGGGCCAUUUUGUAUCAUGCAUUUGAAGGAGGGAUACUCCUUACUGCUAAAACCCCACAGACCCUCAGUCCCUUUUGUUCUAUGCUCAAACCCAUCUCUUGAUGUUAACCCAAACCCGAAAAUGGAGACCCAAAUUGCACUCAAGGAGUCUGAUGUUCUCAAGAGGUUGAACCAUGAAAGAGACUUGGCUGUAGCUUUAGAGUACUUCAAGUCCGUCGCCAAUUCAAGAUCUUUCAAACACACUCCUCUCACGUAUUGGACAAUGAUUGAGAAGCUUGGAAGGGAAUGUGAGAUGGAUGGAGUGCAGUACUUUUUGCAGCAAAUGAAGUUGGAAGGUAUUAGCUGUUCUGAAGACUUGUUCAUUAGUGUGAUUAGUUCAUAUCGGCAAGCAGGGGCUGUUGAACUUGCGUUGAAAACAUUUUACAGGAUGGGAGAUUUUGGUUGCAAACCCAGUGUCAAGAUCUACAAUAAUCUCUUGGAUGCAUUGCUUAGUGAUAAUAGGUUUCAAAUGAUCAACCCCAUUUACAUGAACAUGAAGAAGGAUGGGUUGGAGCCUAACGUGUUUACCUAUAAUAUUCUCUUGAAGGCGUUGUGCAAAAAUGAUCGGGUAGAUGGUGCUCGCAAGCUGCUCGAUGAAAUGUCAAGCAGGGGGUGCCAACCUGAUAAUGUGAGCUACACAACCAUAAUAUCAUCUAUGUGUAAGGUUGGCAAGAGUAAGGAAGCAAGGGAGCUUGCCAUGAGAUUCAUCCCUAUUGUCCCUGUUUACAAUGCAUUGAUCAAUGGGAUGUGCAAAGAGUGCAAAAUUGAAGAGGCAUUUAAGUUGCUAGAUGAGAUGGUUUGUAAGGGUCUCAGUCCUAAUGUCAUAUCAUACACAACUAUCAUCAAUGCUUUGUCUGAUGCUGGGAAUGUUAACCUAUCCAUGGCUAUUUUGGCCCAAAUGUUUGUUAGAGGAUGUCAUCCCAAUAUUCAUACCUUUACUUCUUUGAUAAAAGGUUUUUAUUCUAAAGGGAGAUCAUGUGAAGCUCUCAACAUGUGGGACCAAAUGAUGAGAGAGGGAAUUUUUCCUAAUGUUGUUGCAUAUAACACACUCAUACAUGGUCUAUGCUCUAACAGGAAAAUGGGUGAAGCUGUAUCUGUUUUAAAUCAGAUGGAGAGAAACAGAUGCACUCCUAAUCAAACUACAUAUAGUACUCUAAUUGAUGGCUUUGCGAAGGCUGGAGAUUGGGUUGGUGCAUCUGAUACAUGGAACAAGAUGAUGUCCCAUGGAUGCCGCCCUAAUGUUGUGGUUUAUACCUGCAUGAUGGAUGUUCUUUGUAGGAAUUAUAUGUUUAAGCAAGCUCAUUAUCUUCUAAAGAAUAUGACCAUGGAAAUGUGUCCGCCAAGUGUAAUUACAUUCAAUAUGUUUAUUAAAAGUUUCUGCAGAAGUGGACAAGUAGAUUUGGCAAUGAAUGCUUUUGAUCAAAUGGAAAAAUAUGGGUGUGCACCCACAAUCACAACGUACAAUGAGCUCCUAUAUGGUCUCUUCAGAGAAUGGAACUUCACAGAAGCUUUUGGGCUUCUUAGGGAGCUGGAAGAAAGGGGGAUUAAGCCUAAUCUAGUCAGUUAUAAUACUAUUCUGUAUGGCUUUUGUUGUGCUGGAAUGUUCCAAAAGGCUCUGCAGCUUUUAGGGAAAAUGCUGGUUAGGGGGAUAAAGCCUGAUACCGUCACAAUAAACAUAGUAAUUAAUGCCUACUGUAAGCUGGGUAAGGUUAAGACUGCCAUUCAACUUACAGAUGCAGCUAGUGCAGGGCACUGGCAUCCAGACUUAAUAACUUACACCAGUCUUAUAUGGGGGAUUUGUAAUUGGAUUGGCGUAGAACAGGCCAUCAUUUAUUUUAAUAGGAUGUUAAAUGAAGGGAUCUCCCCCAAUGUCGUCACAUGGAAUGUAUUAGUCCAGGGGGUUUUUAGCAACACAGGUUAUUCAGGGCACACUCGCUUUCUUGAAAGGAUUCUGUGCAGGGGAUAUGAUAAAAUGGUGUGAAGAAAAUGUUUUAAGGCUGAAAGUCAAAGAAAUGCAACAGAUGUCUUACUGGAGAAGUUGUUGACAAAAUCUCCUUGUUGGACAGAUAUUUGCAAUACUAUGAUCCAACCACAGUGCAUUCGUCCCACACCCCCACAGGACGCAGUAAGGACAUAGCCAAGCAGCGUAGCAGUUGAAUUGGUUUUCCUCUAAAUUUCAGCAGCUAAGUAAUUCUAACAAACAUGAAGCAUCAUUUACAAAGUGCGGGUGGUUUUAAUUACUUCUUUGAAUGCAAAGUUUCAAGUUCAUUGUGGUGACCAGAGUUUUGGAUUCUGAUGGAGUUUAUAAAGAAAAUACAGCAAAAACAAUAGAUUGUGUGGAGCUAGUGCUGAGGAUUCUCAUCACAGAGCAGGGGAAGAAUUGUAAAAUUUAUUGUCUGAAAACUUAUUUGGAGAAAUCACUUUUUGUCCCCCUUUUAGGCUCCCUUCAGAUCAAAGAUUUCCUUGGAAAGGAAAAAGGAAAGAAAUAUAAGAAAGAGUUUCAUUUUUUAAGUAGUGAAUAUUUAUUAAAAUAUUGUUAAAAAUCAAGAAAAUUCAAAUGUCAAUCAUGUGGAAAUUAAAUGUUUGUUCAUUGAUUUAUUAUGUAUUUUAUUCUCUUUCUAUGUUAAUCGAUUUAUUAUAUGUUUCUCUCA